UUUCAUUAUCAUUAUUAUAACAUGUCGACUCGUUAUUUAUUAUAUACACAUACAAAAGCUAAUAACUUUACUUCUUUUAUUCGUAAUAAUAUAAUAUAUAAUGUCCACAAUGUUCCAUUCACUGUUUAUAAUCGUCGUUUCUUCUCAAGCAUAGAACGUAAACCUUUAUUCGACAAGAUUUUGAUCGCAAAUCGGGGUGAAAUUGCUUGUCGCGUAAUGCGAACAGCUAAGAAAUUAGGUGUAAAAACAGUAGCUGUUUAUAGCGAAGCAGAUAGAAAUGCUUUACAUGUAAAAAUGGCAGAUGAAGCAUAUUUAAUAGGACCCGCACCAUCAGCAGAAAGUUAUUUAAAUAUCAACAAAAUCAUAUCUGCUGCAAAGAUGAGCAAUUCUCAGGCUAUUCAUCCGGGAUACGGAUUUUUAUCUGAAAAUCCAAAUUUCGCUGAACUCUUAACAAAAGAGAAUAUAACAUUUAUUGGUCCACCAGCAUCUGCAAUUAUGUCAAUGGGCUCUAAAAGUGAAUCAAAAGAUAUUAUGAUUGCUGCAGAUGUUCCUGUUGUUCCAGGAUAUCAUGGUAUAAAUCAGGAUCCUCAAUUUCUAAAACAAAAGGCUUCGGAAAUUGGAUAUCCAGUAUUAAUCAAAGCAAUUAAGGGAGGUGGCGGUAAAGGAAUGCGUAUCGUAAAUGAUCCAUCAGAGUUUGAUAUUCAACUUGAAUCAUCUAAAAGAGAAGCAAUGAAGUCUUUUGGAGAUGAUCAAGUACUUAUAGAAAAAUAUCUUUUAACUCCUCGUCACGUUGAAGUACAAGUCUUUGCUGAUAUGCAAGGAAACGUAGUUCAUCUUUUUGAGAGAGACUGUUCUGUUCAAAGAAGGCAUCAAAAAAUUCUUGAAGAAGCACCGGCACCAGGGUUAAGCGAUGAAAUAAGAAUGGAACUUGGUGCAAAAGCUGUUGCAGCAGCUAAAGCUGUAAAUUAUGUUGGUGCUGGUACUGUAGAAUUUAUUAUGGACAAUGUAGAUAAGAAAUUUUAUUUCAUGGAGAUGAAUACGAGAUUACAAGUUGAACAUCCUGUCACGGAAAUGGUCACUUCUACAGACUUGGUUCAAUGGCAAUUAGAAGUUGCUUCGGGUAAUCCCUUACCUGCUACACAAAAAGAUUUAAGACUUGAAGGGCAUGCUUUUGAAGCGCGUAUUUAUGCAGAAAAUCCCGCAAAUAAUUUUCUUCCUGAUACUGGCCCUUUACUUCAUCUUCGUACACCAUCUCCAUCGCCAAAUGUUCGAAUUGAAACUGGUUUUGAACAGGGUGAUGAGAUUAAUGUUCACUAUGAUCCUAUGAUUGCAAAAUUAGUUGUAAAAGGUCAAAAUCGUACGGAAGCUUUGGGGAUUUUAAAAAGAGCUUUAAAUGGAUAUGAGGUUGUUGGCUUAAAUACUAAUAUCGAAUUUUUGAAAAGUGUUGUUUCACACGAUGCCUUUAUUGCUGGAGAGGUUGAAACGGGCUUUAUAGCGAAACAUAAUGAAGAGCUAUUUAGAUCAAAGGAAACACCCCCGCAUGUUAUUAUUCAAGCUUCGUUAUCACUUAUAUUAAGUGAACUUCAAAAUAUUACGAAUGAAAAUAUUAGUCCUUUUGAUCCAUUUUCACCUUGGACUUCAUUACCUUUCUCUCGUUUAAAUACCAACCAUGUUCAGACUAUUAGAUUUUAUGACGAUAAGGAGGGUGACAUUAAUGUUAAAAUGAGAUUCAAUAAUGAUAAUUCCUUCGAUAUUACUAUUGUUAGGGGUGGUUUAAAUCCGAUUGUAUUUAAGAGUGUACUUGGUAGUUGGAAUGAAGCGGAACAACAAAUAAUCGCUGAAAUUGAAAAUCAUCGAGUGAAGAGUCAUGUUAUCUUAGAAAAGAAUUCUAAAGUUGUCAUUUUUGAUAACGAAGGUAAAAGAGUAUUAAAAAUUCCAGAACCUUCUUACCUUCAAUCUAAAUUAGCUGAUGUGGCUGGCUCUAUAAAAACUCCAAUGCCAUGCAAGAUAUCUCAGGUCUUUGUAAAACCAGGACAAAUUGUCGAAAAGGGAGCGCCAUUGGUAGUACUAGAGGCUAUGAAAAUGGAGCAUUUGAUCAAAUCACCAACAACGGGAAAAGUUGAAAAAAUAUUUUAUAAUGUCGGAGACUUUGUUGAAGAAAAUAAGAAUUUAGUUAAUAUUGUCGUUGAAAAUUGAAAAUAGUUAACGUUGUCGUUGAAAUAUUUAAUCUAGAGAUUAUGAUAAUACAUUAAUACAUUAUUAAAUAAUUAAUAUAAAAUUUUUGAACUUCAAUUAUUUAUUAUGAUUUCAAUCAGAAUUACCAAUUGAGCUAGAUAAUAAUUUUUUUAUAUAUCUAGUUAAAAAAUAAGCACGUUAGCAGAUGGUUACCAUUAAUAGAAGAAUUAGAAUAGAUUUAACAUUUAUUAAGAAUGAGGUAAUCGAUAUUCCCUCAUUUUAUAUUGCUAAAAUGAGAUAGAAUUACAUUAGAUGAUAUAUAUUUAUAAUAAAUAGUAAAUUUUUAGAAUUAAAAUAAUAAAGCUUAACUGUCUAAUAGGAUCAUGCUGAUUU
Molecule: messenger RNA, 2568 nt
Organism: Rhizophagus irregularis DAOM 181602=DAOM 197198
Lineage: Eukaryota; Fungi; Glomeromycota; Glomeromycetes; Glomerales; Glomeraceae
Source: RefSeq, a predicted model, not a curated record